UUGCAAGUUUUUUUUCAGGCAUCUACAACUGCUGCACCGACCACGACAUCGAAGGAUGCAGUUUCAUUUGACAUCUUCCAUAAUGGACAGCCUGUUGAGGCUGUCGUUGUUGGGACAAAAAUUACGUUGUCUUUUACCCCUCUAUAUGCUAUUCCACCUGAGUAUAUGGCAGUCCAGGAGUGCCAGGUAGAGCCCAUUGAUUCAAAAUACGAAUGGGAACGCGAACCGUUACCUAUUAUUCGUGAAGGCUGCCAAGCUGACCUUGUGGGGUUGGUUUGUCCGCCUAAGCGAUCAGAGUUCGGUGUAAAGGUAAAUGUUGAAUCUUUCCGCUAUCAAAGCACACCUCAUGUACAGUAUUCGUGUCUUGUACGCAUUUGUCCCUUCGCCCCAUGUCCUACGGUCGUUUGUCCGCCUGUCGAAGGUUGCCCAACGGAUAAGCGUAAGGCACGUGGUUUGAGUCUCGAAGAAAUUCGCCGCGCGCUGGAAGCGGAUCCUAAACUGGCAAGUCAGAUAGGAAUCCCACCACACAUGUUGACCAACCGGCCUGGACACAACUUGGAACACCAACUUCUUGCGUUGGGCGGUGAUCACACUGUCAAACGACGUUUGGUUGUGGUAAACUCGGAAGAUCAGCUUCGAUACUACGUUCGGACCGGAGAUGUGAUAUAA
This is a messenger RNA of Haemonchus placei, 669 nucleotides long. The record is from the annotation of a GenBank genome assembly. Lineage: Eukaryota; Metazoa; Nematoda; Chromadorea; Rhabditida; Trichostrongylidae.